Messenger RNA from Drosophila subpulchrella, 1998 nucleotides. RefSeq names its product cytochrome P450 6g1 (gene Cyp6g1). The transcript is spliced from 4 exons. The record is from RefSeq and is a predicted model, not a curated record. Bases 197 to 1774 code for a protein of 525 amino acids. Gene Ontology annotation, biological process: insecticide catabolic process; response to DDT. Lineage: Eukaryota; Metazoa; Arthropoda; Insecta; Diptera; Drosophilidae. Gene Ontology annotation, molecular function: monooxygenase activity; iron ion binding; heme binding.
CUUCGAGUGCGGUGCGAAAAGCUUUAAUUGUCGGUUGUGUGCUCGGGAGCUGAAAAGUUACACAUCAAGAAAACGUUUCCUUGAAACUGCUAAAAAACUAGUUGCCAAUCCGGCCAGUUGCAAUCAAGGUGUGCUAAAGUCAAUACUAGUGCUCAAUAAAUAAACCGGUAGAUCUCAUUGCGUCGUUAGCUGUAAGAUGGCGCUGACGGAAGUCCUUUUCCUGGUGGUCGCUGUCCUGGUGGCGGUGUACAUGUGGUUCCAGCGAAACCACAGCUAUUGGCAGCGCAAGGGAAUACCAUAUAUCCCACCCACACCGAUAAUAGGAAACACGAAGGUGGUCUUUAAGCUGGAGAACUCCUUUGGCAUGCACCUCUCGGAGAUCUACAAUGAUCCGCGGGUCAAGGACGAGGCUGUAGUGGGGAUAUAUUCCCUUAACAAGCCAGGCUUGAUUAUUCGCGAUAUUGAGCUGAUCAAAUCGGUUCUGAUUAAGGACUUUAAUCGGUUCCACAACCGUUACGCUCGUUGUGAUCCCCAUCGCGAUCCCUUGGGCUACAAUAAUCUGUUCUUCGUGAGGGAUACCCAUUGGAAGGACAUUCGCAUAAAGCUCACUCCAGUUUUUACCAGCGGAAAGGUUAAGCAGAUGUAUACCCUGAUGCAAGAGAUUGGCAAAGAUUUGGAGGACGCUCUGAAGAGAAAUGGAGAGAAGAGCUCUGGGAAAUAUAUAACCGAGAUCAAGGAGAUCAGCGCCCAGUUCUCCACGGACAGCAUUGCCACCAUUGCCUUUGGGAUCCGUGCAAAUAGCCUGCAGAAUCCCAAUGGCGAGUUCCGUAACUACGGACGCAAGUUGUUUACCUUCACCAUAUCCCGUGCCAAGGACUUUUUCGUGGCCUUCUUCCUGCCCAAGCUGGUGUCGCUGAUGCGCAUCCAGUUCUUCACUCCGGACUUUGCUCAGUUCAUGCGGGGCACCAUUGGCCAUGUAAUGCAGGAAAGGGAGCGAACGGGCUUGAUCCGCAAUGAUUUGAUUGAUGUUUUGGUGGGUUUGCGCAAGGAGGCGGCGGCGGAGCCUUCAAAGCCGCACUAUGCCAAGAAUCAAGACUUCCUCGUGGCUCAAGCGGGUGUAUUCUUCACUGCGGGAUUCGAGACCUCCUCCUCGACCAUGUCCUUUGCUCUGUAUGAGUUGGCCAAACAUCCGGAGAUGCAGCAGCGUUUGCGGGAAGAGAUCAACGAAGCUUUGGUGGAGGGCGGCGGUUCAUUGUCCUACGAGAAGAUACAGUCCCUGGAGUACUUGGCAAUGGUGGUGGAUGAGGUGCUGCGCAUGUAUCCGGUACUGCCGUUCCUGGACCGCGAGUACGAGAGUGUGAAGGGGCAGCCGGAUCUGAGCCUGAAGCCUUUCUACGACUAUUCCUUUGAGAACGGAACCCCUGUGUUUAUACCAGUCUAUGCCCUGCAACAUGAUCCAAAGUACUGGACAAACCCCAGCCAGUUUGAUCCGGAGCGCUUCUCUCCCGAGAACCGGAAGUCCAUCGUGGCCAUGGCAUAUCAGCCCUUCGGAUCCGGACCCCACAACUGCAUCGGCAGCAGGAUUGGCCUUCUCCAGAGCAAACUGGGCCUCGUCAGCCUGCUGAAGAACCACUUGGUUAGGGAAUGCGAGGCUACCAUGAAGGAGAUGAGGUUCGAUCCCAAGGGUUUUGUGCUUCAGGCCGAAGGUGGCAUCCACCUGGAGAUCGUAAACGAUCGUCUCUACGAGGAGAGCGCCGCACGGGAAAUAAAUUGAGUUGGGGAAGUAUAGUAUAUAGAAAUAGAAAUGAUUGGCUGACGGUAAUCGCCUUCUGACAGCUGGCGUUUUCAUUUUAUAAAGUUGUGUCACUCAUUAUACAAUAAUCCGUGUCAGAUGCGGCGCCUGGUCUUCUGAAUAAAAACAAAAUCAUUAUAGAAUUAACUUUAAUCUGUAAACUUGACAGCUAUAAAAAUGCGCCACCAAUAAAUAAAUUUUAACUA